This is a messenger RNA of Colossoma macropomum (tambaqui), 2515 nucleotides long. It is a transcript of the gene zgpat, whose product is annotated as zinc finger, CCCH-type with G patch domain. The coding region runs from base 562 to 2097 and encodes 511 amino acids. The transcript is spliced from 7 exons. Gene Ontology annotation, cellular component: nucleus. The record is from RefSeq and is a predicted model, not a curated record. Gene Ontology annotation, biological process: regulation of transcription by RNA polymerase II; negative regulation of DNA-templated transcription. Lineage: Eukaryota; Metazoa; Chordata; Actinopteri; Characiformes; Serrasalmidae. Gene Ontology annotation, molecular function: RNA polymerase II cis-regulatory region sequence-specific DNA binding; metal ion binding; DNA-binding transcription factor activity, RNA polymerase II-specific.
UCCCAGCCCUCUUCAGUAGUUUCUGCUAGUAAGUUAGGUAGCUGCAUAGCCGCAAGUACAAAACAGAUUUGAAAGAAGAGAAACGCAGCGCAGCCGAGUAUAUCCGCAUGGACUUAAAGCUCUAUUUAAUGUAAGGCAACGUAAGACCAGGAUGCUUGGUUUUGUUACAUUUUUAUGAAAUAUCUGUGGACGAAGACGGCAAAAGACCUCCGGGUUUGUUGAGUUAGCUAGGUUAGGUUAGCAGUUAGCUAGCCGAAGUGUACCAAACCGGCGUUUUGUUAUUAGCCUAGCAAGUUGGCUAGCUAGCUCUCUGUGAAACCGACCUUCAUGGUUGUUCGUAGCUUGUGGUUGUUUUUGGAGCCGUACAAACCCAGUUGUCACCAAUCGUCAAUUAGCUUUCUGAACAGUUGGUAGUUAGUAGCCAGAAGGUACAAGAAAGGCUACAUUAAAAGGGAAGUUUCUUUAGCAAGUGAGCCUGUUAGGGUUCACGAAGUCAAAAGAAAGCUGAAAGCUGCAUGGAAAUAAUAUAUUUCCAGGCACCUCCUAUUUUAGCUCCUUGUCAUGGAUGAAGGCAGCCUGGAACAAGCCAUUGAAACCUACAAUGCUCAGCUUCAGCAGGUGGAGGCUGCCCUGGCCUGUGGUCUGGGUGCUUCUGAGCAGGCAGACCUGCUUAAGUUAAAAGAGGAUCUGUUACAGCUUAUUGAACUUACAGAGUCCAGCUUGGUUUCAGUCAAGAAGAGCCGACUUUUAGCUUCACUUGAGGAUUCCUCAACAACACUAACUGAGACUCAAGAACAGCCCAAGGAGACCAACUUGGACGCAGAGUUUGCUGCCUUUUAUUCUGAGCUGUCUGAGAGUGGUGGGGAGGUAGUGCAAAGCCCCAAGCCUGAUGAUGAGGAAGAGGAGGAGGAGGAAGAAGAAGAAGAAGAUAUUAGUGGCACUAAAGUACGAGCACCUUAUCACACCUCUUGGGGGACACUUGAGUACCAUAAUGCCAUGGUAGUGUGCUCUGAGGAACCAGAUGGGGAAGAGACUCGAGUGAGAGUGCUUUACCUCUAUCCCACACAGAAGUCCAUGAAACCCUGCCCUUUCUUUCUGGAAGGCAAGUGCCGCUUCAUGGACACCUGCAGGUACUCUCAUGGGGAGGUGGUGCGUGUGUCCGAGCUGAGGGACUUCCUUGAAGCAGAUCUUACAAACAUGCAGCCGGGAUCCUCGUGUCUGGCCAAGCAUGAAGACAGCAUCUGGUAUCCUGCCAAAAUUACAGAGAUCGAGGGUGGCUUUUACACAGUAAAAUUUGAUUCUUUGCUGCUGAAGGAGGCUGUCCUGGAGGCUGAUAGUGUAAUUCCUCCUCUCCGGCCAGACGAAUCCUCCUCUUCCUCCUCUGACUCAGAAGAAGACUCUGAAGAAUGUGACGCAGGCUAUGCUAAAGUUUUCAGUUCAUAUAAAGAGGAGGACUUCACCCCAGCAAACACUGCUGAGUUCUGCGGCUGGGAAGCUCAUACUCGUGGCAUUGGCUCUAAGCUCUUGCUGAAAAUGGGCUAUGAGUUAGGGAAAGGUUUGGGGAAGACCCUUUCGGGCCGUGUGGAGCCUGUGCAGGCUGUGGUCCUCCCUAAAGGCCGCUCCUUAGACCAGUGUGCAGAGCUCACUCAGCGGAAGACUCGGGCUGCCAUCGGCAAAGACAAUCCAGUCUCUGGCAAACGGAAAAUAAAAAGGAAGCGGACUUCUACUUCAACGCGCCCUAAUGUGUUUGACUUUUUGAACUCUAAACUGGGAGAUGCCACUAGUUCUGCUACCAUGCCUUCCGUUAGCUGCUCGGCCAGUGGGGUGGAGGCCUAUCAGGGAGGUAAGAGCACCAAGCGCUCCCUUAACGUCCAGCUCUUUCAGGCCACCGAGAGAGUGAGCCAGGUGGAGAAAGAAAUCCAGCGACUCACAGAGUCUCUGAACAGACGAAACGGAAGGGAUGCCACACUGAUGAGCCGGGUGGAGGAGAAGCUUGCUGCAUCUCGUAAGCUGCUGCGGCAGCUGAAGGCUCAGGAGCAGUCCAUCCAAAGAGCUCAGAAGAAGGCAGAUACACAUAAAAAAAUGACUGAAUUUUGAUCUCAUACUUGCUUUCUCACAAAUCACAAACAGUCUUCUGUGUUCUUAUUCAUACUACUGCUAUUAUGAAUUGUGUUCAUCCUAUAUUUGAACCACUGAGCAUGGUGUCUGCUUAUAAAUGAGAUGAGACAGAAAGUAAAUGCGAAAUGACCUUUUUUUCAGGGAGCCAAUGUUAUUGUUUAAUUUUUUUUUUUAUUUGUCCUUUUUCUUUUUCAUGAUUCUUCUCAGAAUUUUGUUUCCUAUUUGAAAGUGCUUCAUAAUCUUGUUCAUCUCUUGAACUGGUUCAGUAGACCAUGCAUUUAAUUAAAUUUUUUUUUAAAACGUCACACUGAGUAUUCCUGUUAAGUGAGUGUGCAGCAGAUAUAGGUAAAUUAGCUACAGCAAGAUUAACCAGGGAGUUGGAACGUCAACAGUUACA